Messenger RNA from Fukomys damarensis (Damara mole-rat), 1122 nucleotides. Its product is annotated as vomeronasal type-1 receptor 1-like. The record is from RefSeq and is a predicted model, not a curated record. Bases 1 to 1122 code for a protein of 373 amino acids. Gene Ontology annotation, cellular component: membrane. Gene Ontology annotation, biological process: G protein-coupled receptor signaling pathway. Gene Ontology annotation, molecular function: pheromone receptor activity. Lineage: Eukaryota; Metazoa; Chordata; Mammalia; Rodentia; Bathyergidae. The transcript is spliced from 2 exons.
AUGAAUGACAAAUCUCUGCCUCAGCUCACACAGGUGGAAGAGACAUCUCCCACCGGCAGCAGAGGCACUUUCCAGUCCUGUCAGCUGCCUCAGGGCUCCCUGGCCUCGCACGAAGCACACCCCACUGCAGGGCUCACUGUGAGCACCGCCGGACCAUGUCGGCACCGCCUCGACUUUGAUACAAUGGCUGCAGGAAAUUUGGAUUUGGGAACUAUCUUCCUUGCUCAGACUGCAAUUGGGAUCUUUGGAAAUUGUUUCCUCUUUUGCUUUUACACCUUCUGUCUGCUCACUGGAUACAACUUGAGACUCACAGACCUAAUUCUCAACCAACUGGUUUUAGCCAACUCCCUAGUCCUAGUCUCCAAAGGGAUAUCGCAAACAACAGUGGCAUUUCGAUGGAAACAUUUCCUGGGCGAUGUUGGAUGCAAACUUGUAUUCUAUCUUCACAGAGUGGGCACAGGGCUUUCUUUCAGCACUGUCUGCCUUCUUAAUGGCUUCCAGGCAAUUAAGCUCAACCCCAGUAUUUGUAGAUGGAUGGAGCUCAAGAUUCGGUCCCUAACAUUCAUUGGCUUCUGCUGCUUCCUGUGCUGGAUUCCAAAUCUCUCAAUAAAUUCGUGUAUGAUAGUAAUAGUGAAUGGUCCACUGAAUUGCAAAAACAUUACUGUGAGAACCACUUGUGGACCCUGUUCCUGGACAAUGCCAGAGAGGCAUGCCUUACUAUACACACUCUUAUAUUUUUCCCUUGACAUUCUCAGUGUGGCCUUCAUUAUCUGGGCCAGUGGCUCCAUGGUCCUGGUCCUGCACAGACACAGGCAACAGGUCCAGCACAUUCAUGGCCACAGCCUCACCCCAGAGUCAUCCCACGUAGCCAGAGCCACAUGCACCAUCAUGAUCCUGGUGAGCUCCUUUGUGACCUUUUAUUCAGUCUAUAUUAUUCUGACCAUCUGGGCAACUCUAGUCUCAAAUCGUGGCCAGUGGAUAGUGAACAGCUCUGUGCUGGCGGCCUCGUGUUUCCCAGCAUUCAGCCCCUUUGUGCUCAUCUUCAGGGACUCCAGGAUCUGUCAUUUCUUCAUGGUCUGCUGGGAGACACAAACUGUUCUUCAUAAGCAGCUGACGUUGUGA